Messenger RNA from Macaca mulatta (Rhesus monkey), 2335 nucleotides. It is a transcript of the gene NIPSNAP2, whose product is annotated as nipsnap homolog 2. Lineage: Eukaryota; Metazoa; Chordata; Mammalia; Primates; Cercopithecidae. Gene Ontology annotation, cellular component: mitochondrion. The record is from RefSeq and is a predicted model, not a curated record.
GCGCGGCGGCGGCGUCAGCGGCGGCGCCCGGGUGGUGGGAGCCGAGGCGCCGAGCAAGAUGGCGGCGCGAGUGCUACGCGCUCGCGGAGCGGCCUGGGCCGGUGGCCUCCUACGGCGGGCGGCCCCCUGCAGCCUCCUGCCCAGGCUCCGGACGUGGACAUCUUCCAGCAACAGAUCUCGAGAAGACAGCUGGCUAAAAUCCUUAUUUGUCCGGAAAGUUGAUCCAAGAAAAGAUGCCCACUCCAAUCUCCUAGCCAAAAAGGAAACAAGCAAUCUAUACAAAUUACAGUUUCACAAUGUUAAACCGGAAUGCCUAGAAGCAUACAACAAAAUUUGUCAAGAGGUGUUGCCAAAGAUUCACGAAGAUAAACACUACCCUUGUACUUUGGUGGGGACUUGGAACACGUGGUAUGGCGAGCAGGACCAAGCUGUCCACCUCUGGAGGUAUGAAGGAGGCUAUCCAGCCCUCACAGAAGUCAUGAAUAAACUCAGAGAAAAUAAGGAAUUUUUGGAAUUUCGUAAGGCAAGAAGUGACAUGCUUCUCUCCAGGAAGAAUCAGCUCCUGUUGGAGUUCAGUUUCUGGAAUGAGCCUGUCCCACGAUCAGGCCCUAAUAUAUAUGAACUCAGGUCUUACCAACUCCGACCAGGAACCAUGAUUGAAUGGGGCAAUUACUGGGCUCGUGCGAUCCGCUUCAGACAGGAUGGUAAUGAAGCCGUCGGAGGAUUCUUCUCUCAGAUUGGGCAGCUGUACAUGGUGCACCAUCUUUGGGCUUACAGGGAUCUUCAGACCAGGGAAGACAUACGGAAUGCAGCAUGGCACAAACAUGGCUGGGAGGAAUUGGUAUAUUACACAGUUCCACUUAUUCAGGAAAUGGAAUCCAGAAUCAUGAUCCCACUGAAGACCUCGCCGCUCCAGUAAAGCUGUAGAGUUUCUAUGUGCCUACAUACAUUUCUGUGACAAGUAUUUGUCAUAAAUUAAUUUUAAUUGUAUAUCACGUGAAAAAGAAACACUGAGGUUUAAGCUGCUGUAUAUAGCUUGUGAGAAACCUCUUUUCUUUAAAAUUUACAUAAUCACAAGAAAGGAAAGAAUUACAGUUGGACUGAUUGUGACAGUGCCCUGUUGUCCUCUUUGAAACACCCCUGUGUUGUCCAGUGUACCUUAUAACACUUAGCCACUUCUCCCCACCCUCCAGGAGGGGUCCACAUUGAAUUCUGAAUCAUCUUUUUUUUUUUUUUUUUUUUUUGAGACGGAGUCUCGCUCUGUCGCCCAGCCCAGGCUGGAGUGCAGUGGCGCGAUCUCAGCUCACUGCAAGCUCCGCCUCCCGGGUUCACGCCAUUCUCCUGCCUCAGCCUCCCGAGUAGCUGGGACUACAGGCGCCCACAACCGCGCCCGGCUAAUUUUUUGUAAUUUUUAGUAGAGACGGGGUUUCACCGUGGUCUCGAUCUCCUGACCUUGUGAUCCGCCCGCCUCCUCCCAAAGUGCUGGGAUUACAGGCGUGAGCCACCGCGCCCGGCCGAAUUCUGAAUCAUCUUAAAAAUAAGAUUCCAACCACAAAAACAAUUAGCCAUUUCUUUACUAAAAAACAAAAAACAAAUCUGUUUUAUAAUUACAGAUUUUUAGACAAAUUUCUUGUAUCAGGAAGAAAUACAAAUUUUGUCAUGUUUCUCAAGCAGUUUUUCUGAGUAGUUUCUGAGGAGGAACAAAUUACGAGUGUGCCCAAUAACUGAAAAUGUUUUAACUCACUCUCAUUUGUAAGCAGUCCACAUAGUAGACAAUGGGUUUUCCAAGCUGGGCAAGGUACAUUUAAUCAGUAAAUCAGUUUCCUAUCAUGUAUCGUGAUGUUUCAGUGUGAGACACAAAAACAAUGGCUUGAAACUUGUGUAUCAUAUGUGAUUUUGAAAUGAACACCUUGAAUAGCACUAAUUUUUAUUUGUGAUAUUUUUCUAUAACAAAACAAGUAGCACUAGGAAAAGAGGUUUUAUUUUGUAAACGAUCAUUUGUGACCUCAGACACUCUCUGGCUAAUAUUUUAAUAAGCUCACAGCAGAUUAUUCUGAGAUCAUGGAUGAGGGGUGGUGCAUGUUGAGAUUUAAAUUGGCAUAAAGCUGCAUCCUUUUUGUCUAGCUGUUUGAUUUCAUUGUUUAAUAUGGUGUGCCAAUUUCGUGACUGUUACCAUGUGAAAGUCCUGUUGAAAUGAACAAUCAUGUCUGCCCCACAAUCAAGGAUGCCUGUGUGAAGUGUGAGUCAAUCUCAUACCCAAUGUCAGACUUUUACAUGUCAAUGAUUUUCUCCAAGAACAUAGAAAAGUCAAUAAAAUCCUCUUAAUUUUCACAUA